AUGGCGUCUUUUCGAUUUACGCAUGUUUUCUCACAAACUACCAAAUAUUUGCCAACUGUGGCAUGUUCUGAGGUUAAAGUUAACAUAGUAUGUUUGCAGAGUAUAGCUCGUUAUUCUAUGAUUUCUUCAAGCCUACCAGGAGUCGAGGUUCCAGAGAUACCUAAUUUUUUACAUUUAACUCCAUCAGCCAUCAAGAAACACUGUCUUGCAUUAAAAGUAUUUUGCACAGAUUGGCCGAAAGCGCUGGAUUCAGAUGAGAAAGUGGAGAACCAUUUUCCAGUCGAGAUAGAAACAAGUGAUUAUAUUUUUUCAGGGCCCUCACUAAGACAUCCAAUGGCAAGAGUUGUUAAACUUAAUGUUAAGUUGUCUCAUUUAGAAUUGGAUCUUCACGCAAGAAGAAAACUGAUUAAAUUGGUUGGAGACAGAUAUGAUAAAGAUACAGACACCCUCACAAUAACUGCAGACAGAUGUCCGACUAAGAAACAGAACCGUGACUAUGCUCUUUAUUUAUUAACUGUACUUUACCAUGAAUCAUGGAAAACUGAAGCUUGGGAAGCUGAUAAAACCGAUGAUGAUAUGGAGGAAUUCAUUUGGGAAAAUAGUGUAUCACAGAAGAAUAUAAUUAAUUUGAUAGAAAAUAUGAAAGAAAAGCCUGAAACCCUGAAAGCAGUCAAAUCUCAUGAUGACAUCAUCCAGUCUCAAGAAGUUCUGCAAUACAAGACGGCUCUUAAAAAACUACAUGAUGAAAAAGAAUGUUUGGAAAAUGUUGAAGAUUAUAAAGAAGCUGUUAAAAAGAUUCUACUUGUGAAAUCAUCAUGAAAGUGAAUUAAAAAAUCAAAUACCAUAAAUCUUUAAGUUCACAUUUUAUAUAAAAGGCACAGUUCAGAUUCUUAGGCUAUAUGUAUAGAUGUUGAUUCAUUCGACAUGUCAUUCAUUAUUUGAACUGCGCCCUCUAUAGAGUGAAUCUUAGACUAAAUGUGUUGGGUUUACCAUAUAUGAAUGUUGCCUAUAGAGGGUGCUACUCUGAGAAUCUGGGUUCUAUAUGCCCGGAAUCUUUGAUGUGGUAGGCCUACAUAGAUGAGUGUUGCUCAUAAAGGGUGCUGCUCGGACACUGGAACAUUUUCAAAUGACGUUGUUGACCACUUUGCUCAUUACUGUAAAAUCUUUGUUAGAAGCCAUGGUUUCUAUUAAAAUAUUACAAUACGACAGAGGGGAUGUGGCUUCUAUUUGAGCAUCUACACAUAAAAAAUGGUGAAUUUUAGGUUCUCAAUUAUUCAAAAUGAAUGGGUGCGACUUCUAUUAGGGAUGCUACUCCUAAUACAUAUUUUACGGUAAUUGGCUGGUUAGA
Molecule: messenger RNA, 1348 nt
Organism: Saccoglossus kowalevskii
Lineage: Eukaryota; Metazoa; Hemichordata; Enteropneusta; Harrimaniidae
Product: small ribosomal subunit protein mS35-like
Biological process (GO): mitochondrial translation
Cellular component (GO): mitochondrial small ribosomal subunit
Molecular function (GO): structural constituent of ribosome
Source: RefSeq, a predicted model, not a curated record